Messenger RNA from Lontra canadensis (Northern American river otter), 4342 nucleotides. It is a transcript of the gene MPHOSPH9, whose product is annotated as M-phase phosphoprotein 9. NCBI's taxonomy places the organism in Eukaryota, Metazoa, Chordata, Mammalia, Carnivora, Mustelidae. The transcript is spliced from 24 exons. Gene Ontology annotation, cellular component: centriole. The coding region runs from base 353 to 3907 and encodes 1184 amino acids. The record is from RefSeq and is a predicted model, not a curated record.
CUGACCUCCCUCUUUGGCGCGAGGGGCGGGAAGGAAAGGGGCGACCGAGGCGUGCGUCGGUUACGGCCGUCUCCGCCCCCCUACAAACAGCCAAUCGCGAGCAAGGUGCCGGGCGCGCGCACGCUCCCUCGAGUUUAACGGUCGCGAGAGGCCGCUCGCCCGACCCUGACAUCGGCUGUGGGAGCAGGGGCCAGACUCUCUUGGGAGCUUAGGAUAUUUCACAAUUCUGAAUGUUAGCAACUGAAAAUGCCUGUAGACGAUGAAGCAUCUGAAGAUGACUCGGAUUCAGUUUCUUCAAACACUGAAAGAACCUACAUUUUCAAAUAAGAGAGUAUAACGAUUUCUGUACAAUAUGGAAGAUUUUGAUUUGGUGAAACCCUUACGAAAACCUUCAUCUUCUCUAGAAUCUGAUAUAAAAAGUUCUCCCCAGUCUUUUGGACUGAACUUAAAUACUAAUAGAAGUAGUCCCCACCUUAGUACAAAUGGGGUAUCCUCUUUCUCAGGGAAGACCAGACCAUCCGUAAUUCAAGGUACAGUUGAAGUCCUAACCUCUUUAAUGCAAGAGCUACAAAACAGUGGAAGGACUGAUUCGGAACUUUGGAAAAACUGUGAGACCAGGUGGUUACAGCUAUUCAGUCUGGUGGAAAAACAAUGCCAACAACAGAUAGUCGCCCAGCAGGAGCAGUUCCACAACCAAAUUCAACGAAUACAGGAAGAGAUAAAAAACUUAGUCAAGUUACAGACCAGUAAUUCUUCCUGGGCUUCCUCCGAUAGUUCUUUAAGCAAACAGUUAUCUUCAGAAAGUCAAAUGGGUUUUUAUUCUGAAAACAGUGAGAGAAAUGAACCUAUUAUCAGUUAUCCUAAGUCUACAGAACCCGAAAUGCAGCAAGGAACAGCCACGUCCCAACCAGAGGGCAGCAUGGACAGUAGCUCAGUGAGCAGUGGGUAUGGCACCUUUUGUGUCUCCGAAUUAAAUGCCUACAAAUCUAAGGACCCGCCCGAGAUCAUGGAGCACGCAGAGGUUUCUGAAGGACAGUUUGGAGUGCCUUUGGGGCAGACGGAGUCACCUGUAGAUGGUGUAAAAAACAAGAGUUUUCAUAUACACACCACUGAAGUGUUGGGUGCAUCUUUAAAGGAAGAUAUUUCUAUUUUUCCUGGUGAGUUUGAACACCACUUUCUUGGCGAAAAUAAGAUUUCAGAAGUAUACAGUGGGAAAACAAAUAGUAAAUCGAUAACAUCAUGGGCACAAAAGCUGAAGCAGAACCAACCAAAGAGAGCACUUACAGAAGAGGGGUGUUCAAAACCUAUGCAAGGAAAUGAGCUGGCCAAGAAAUCACCAGUGGAGAAGUCUCAUUUCACUGCUGCUAAGCAUCCUCAUGCUUUUUACCUCAACAAACCAGAUGAGAGUCCAAAUUCUUGGAUGUCUGAUUCAGGAACAGGACUGACUUACUGGAAGCUGGAGGAGAAGGACAUGUAUCGCUCUUUGCCUGAAACUUUAGAGAAGACGUUUGCACCAGCCUCCUGCACAGAUAUGUCCCCCAGCCAGUCUAAUACUAGUAAUGAGAUGAAGCUACCAUCACUGAAGGAUAUUUAUCAUAAAAAACAAAGGGAAAACAAGCAGUUACCUGAGAGGAAUCUCACUUCUCCUUCCAACCCAAAUCAUCCACCAGAGGUACUAACUCUAGAUCCGACGUUACACAUGAAGCCAAAUCAGAUUUCAGGGAUUCAACCACAGGCCUUUUUGAAUGCCCUUGAUGACAGAAUAUCCUUUUCACCAGACUCUGUUCUAGAACCUACUAUGUCUAGUCACUCUGACAUAGACUCAUUUUCACAAGCAAGUAAUAUCGCUUCUCAGUUAUCUGGAUUCCCAAAAUAUCCCUCAAAUACAAAAACUUCACCAGUGGACUCUUGGAAAAAUCAUGGAUUCCAGAAUGAAAGUAGGACCAGUUCCACGUUUCCUUCAGUUUAUACUGUUAAUAGUAAUGACAUCUCGGUCAACACUGUAGAUGAAGAAAACACUGUCAUGGGAACCUCAGCCUCAGUCAGUCAGUCCCAGCUUCCAGGGACAGUCAGCAGUGUCCCAGAAUGCAUUUCCUUGGCUUCCCUGGAAGAUCCUGUGAUACUCUCCAAAAUUAGGCAGAACCUCAAGGAAAAGCAUGCUCGACACAUAGCGGAUCUUCGAGCUUAUUAUGAAUCAGAAAUAAAUAGUUUGAAACAGAAACUGGAGGCAAAGGAAAUUUCUGCAGUUGAAGAUUGGAAGAAAACCAAUCAAAUUCUUGUAGACAGAUGUGGCCAUUUAGAUAAUGCUCUGAAUGAAGCUACCAGUCGUGUGAGAACACUCGAAAAUAAGAAUAACUUACUGGAAAUAGAAGUUAGUGAUUUUAGAGAACGUUUCAAUGCAGCCAGCAAUGCUUCCAAAAUUUUGCAGGAACGGAUUGAGGAAAUGCGAACAAGUAAUAAAGAAAAAGACAAUACCAUCGUUCGGCUAAAAUCUCGUCUGCAGGAUUUAGAAGAAGCAUUUGAGAAUGCUUACAAACUCUCAGAUGAUAAAGAAGCGAGACUAAAACAAGAAAACAAAAUGUUUCAAGAUCUCUUAGGAGAGUAUGAGUCCCUGGGAAAAGAGCACGAACGAGUAAAGGAUACAUUAAAUACAACUGAGAACAAAUUGCUGGAUGCACACACUCAGAUUUCUGAUUUGAAAAGAACAAUUUCAAAACUUGAAGCUCAGGUCAAGCAAGUAGAGCAUGAAAAUAUGUUAAGUCUUCGCCAUAAUUCGAAAACUCCCAUGAGAGCCUCACGUGCCAACACACUGGCCACCUCCGACGUCAGCAGGCGCAAGUGGCUGAUCCCAGGGGCGGAGUACUCCAUCUUUACCGGCCAGCCUUUGGACGCCCCGGAUAACAGAAUGGAUGACCAGCUGGUGGAAACCUGUGCUCCUGGGUACCAUUCUCCUCCGGAAAAGGAUUCUUCAUCUGGAAGUUCACCAAGAAGCUUAUCGAUAACAAAACAAAGAGAGACUUCAGAUACACCAGUCAUGAAAGCUUUAAAAGAACUUGAUGAAGGAAAAAUAUUUAAAAAUUGGGGCACACAGACAGAGAAAGAGGACACCUCAAAUAAAUUAGCAAAUCCUCGGCAAACGGAAACGUCAGUCAGUGCGGGUCGGUCCCCAGAGAAAUGUGCCCAACAGAGGCAGAAGAGAUUUAACUCAGCUUCACAGAGAUCGUCGUCUUUACCACCUUCAACUCGUAAAUCAAGUACCCCAACAAAAAGAGAGAUUAUGUUAACGCCAGUGACUGUGGCUUAUAGUCCAAAGCGAUCCCCAAAAGAAAAUCUCUCUCCAGGAUUUAGUCAUCUACUGAGCAAAAAUGAAAGCAGUCCAACUCGAUUUGAUAUACUUUUGGAUGAUUUAGAUACUGUUCCUGUGUCUGCUUUACAACGUACCAAUCCAAGAAAACAACUCCAGUUUCUUCCUCUAGAUGACUUGGAAGAAAAAAAAUACUCAGAAACAGCCACCGACAUCCAUGCUAAUCAUAGCCCUUCUCCCGAACUGUUGCCAAAUGGAGUGAAGAAAGUGUCUGUGAGAUCAGCCUGGGAGAAGAAUAAAUCAGUUAGCUAUGAACAGUGUAAGCCUGCGUCAGUAGCACCACAUGGUAAUGAUUUUGAGUAUACAGCAAAAAUUAGGACCCUAGCUGAAACGGAACGGUUUUUUGAUGAACUUACAAAAGAAAAAGACCAGAUUGAGGCGGCGCUAAGUCGAAUGCCUUCUACUGGAGGACGAAUCACUUUGCAGACAAGAUUAAACCAGGAAGCCUUGGAAGAUCGUUUGGAAAGGAUUAAUCGAGAACUGGGCUCAGUUCGAAUGACAUUAAAGAAAUUUCAUGUGUUGCGCACCUCUGCAAAUCUUUAAGAUCUGUAGCCAUUAAAUUUUGAGACGUUUUUGUUUGCACUAAUGUAUAAUUAUGCACUCAGAAAAGGCAAACUAUUUUGUACUGUUUAUAAGCCUUCAAAUAGUAGUUUUACAAUCAUGCUAUUCUUUACACUUGCUGUUUUAUACUUCAAAUGGCCACAUAUUUUCAAGAUAUUUUUGUUAUGCUCAGGAAUCUCUUGUAUAUUUUACUAUUUAAAAAGUAUUAUUUUUAAAUAGUAUAAGCCUCCAGUUUAUAUGAAUAGUAAGGAAAUGUAAACAGGGGAGGCAGCUUGUUUCUAAACAAAUAGUGUUAUCCUUUUACAAUUAACUUUGCACACUAAUUUUAUAUACUUGUUCUACAUUGUGAAUAUGAUUCUUUUUUUAAAAAAUAAAUGCUUAAGAAUAGCUUCCGUAAUAGACCAAUACAUGCUGAAU